AUGAAGCUACUCUGGAAUAGCGAGAAGGCAUCGCCGCCUUCCUCACUGGAUGAUGAACACAUCCAGGAUCACCAUGGAGCUACGAACGUGCCGUACCAGACGGACGCAUACGAUGAGGACCUUCAUGUGCCGUGUCCAUCCCAUACGACGGAGCGGAAACUGGUGAUGCGCAUCGAUUGGCAUGUAGUGCCAUUCUUGUGUAUCCUCUACUUGCUGGCUUUCCUGGAUCGGGUGGUGAGUGCUCGUGUCAACACCGCGGAUACGCUAUUGCUGGAGAAUGGCUAAUGUUUGAACCAUAGAACAUCGCCAAUGCGAACGUCUUCGGCCUUUCAAAGGAACUCAAUCUCAAAGGCAACGAAUACAACACCGCGCUGGUCAUCUUCUUCGUACCCUACGUAUUGCUGGAGAUCCCGAGUAAUAUUCUGCUGAAGAAGUUCAGUCCCAGGGUCUGGCUGUCGGCGAAUAUGUUCUUCUUUGGAUUCACGACUAUCAUGCAGGGGGUUGUGAAGAGCUAUGGUGGUUUGCUUGCGACGAGAUUCUUCUUGGGAGUCUUCGAGACUGGCAUGUUUCCGGGAUGCUUCUAUCUGAUUGGCAUGUGGUAUCGUCGCCACGAAGCGCAAACGCGAUAUUCGUUCUUCUUCAGCUCUACGAGUCUGGCUGGUGCCUUUGGAGGGCUGCUCGCUGCGGCUAUUGGCAAGAUGGAUGGAAUCAGUGGUUAUGCUGGUUGGAGAUGGAUGUAAGUUUUGAUCUCUCAGGAUAUCCAAACUGACAUUGACAAGGUGGAUAGCUUCAUCCUCGAGGGCUGCCUGACCGUAGCAUUCGCCUUCCUCUUCUUCUUCAUCCUCCCAAAUUUCCCCGAACAAGCCACAUGGCUGAACGAAGACGAAAAAGCCUACGUCGCGGCCAGACUCACAGCCGACCAAGGCCAAACCGCAGCUGAACGCAACAUCACUCUCAAAGAUGUCGCCAACGUCUUUAAAGACUAUAAGAUCAUCGUCGCCGGCUUCAUGUACUUUGGUCUGGUCGUUCCCGCGUACGGAUACGCCUACUUCGCACCAGGCAUUAUCAAAACGUAUGGCUACGGAACUAUUCAGACACAACUACAUUCUGUGCCUCCCUGGGCUGCUGCCUUUGGAUGGUCCAUGAUCGUGGCGUGGAUGUCCGAUCGGACAAAACAUCGGUUUGGCUUUGCCAUUUUCAGUAUUUGCAUCGCAAUUGCUGGAUUUGCGAUUCUGCUCUCCGUCCACGAUAACACGAACGUCCAGUACGGGGCACUCUUUCUGGUUACGUCGGGCACCUACUCGGCGAUGCCUGUCAUCGUUUGUUGGUUCAACAUGAACCUAGGAGGUCACCACAGACGAUCAGUGGGAAGUGCCUGGCAAAUCGGAGUAAGUCAUAUGGUACCUGUGCCUAUAAGAAAGUGAGAUUAGACUAACGUUGUGGACAGUUCGGCAACAUUGGUGGUAUCAUCGCCGUCUGGGCGUUCUUGAAGAAAGAUUCGCCCAAAUACGUCCCUGGCUAUUCGAUCUGUAUUGCUUUUACAGUCUUGAGCAUCAUCGCUUGCAUUAUCUAUGGCAUUGCCUGCUUGGCUGAGAAUCGCAAGAGAGACAACACGGCCCUGAAUGUAGGGUUGACGGAACAUGAGAAAACGGAGUUGGGAGACAAGCGUCCUGAUUAUAGAUAUAUGCUAUAG
This is a messenger RNA of Lecanosticta acicola, 1693 nucleotides long. NCBI's taxonomy places the organism in Eukaryota, Fungi, Ascomycota, Dothideomycetes, Mycosphaerellales, Mycosphaerellaceae. The record is from the annotation of a GenBank genome assembly.